This is a messenger RNA of Vigna angularis (adzuki bean), 1667 nucleotides long. RefSeq names its product autophagy-related protein 18b. Gene Ontology annotation, cellular component: phagophore assembly site membrane; cytosol; extrinsic component of membrane. Bases 120 to 1211 code for a protein of 363 amino acids. Gene Ontology annotation, molecular function: protein binding; phosphatidylinositol-3,5-bisphosphate binding; phosphatidylinositol-3-phosphate binding. The transcript has 11 exons. Gene Ontology annotation, biological process: protein localization to phagophore assembly site; autophagy of mitochondrion; nucleophagy. Lineage: Eukaryota; Viridiplantae; Streptophyta; Magnoliopsida; Fabales; Fabaceae. The record is from RefSeq and is a predicted model, not a curated record.
CUAUCAGAAAACAAUCAGAAGAAGGAGAGGGAGAAUGCAUCUAUUUGGUUUGGGAAUGGUGAUUAUAGGUAGGGAUUGGGGAAGCUUCUGAGCAGCACAUGUAAUUGAGACUCAAUUCAAUGGCCAACCACUCUUCUACUUCUUCUAUCCUCUGCGCUUCUUUCAACCAGGACCUUAGUUACUUUGCUGUUGGCACCAGGGACGGUUUUAGAAUAUUUGAGACCAAUUCAGGAAAACUCUGCUAUGAAAGAGCUGUUGGAGCUUUUGUUAUUGUGGAGAUGCUGUUUAGCUCCAGUCUUAUUGCUAUCGUUGGUGCUGGUGAUCAGCCAUCUUUGUCCCCUCGCCGUCUCUCUUUAUUCAAUACAGCCUCGGGUGCUGCUUCUAAAGAAUUGAACUUUCUAACUUCCAUACUUGCUGUUCGCAUGAAUAGAGAAAGACUUGUUGUCAUUUUACAAGACAAAGCAUAUGUAUAUGAAAUGCGUAGUCUCAGUAUUGUGGACAUUAUUGACACGGUGCCAAAUAAUAAAGGGCUUUGUGCUUUUUCCCCUUGCUUGGAUGCUUGCUAUUUGGCUCUGCCUGCCAGUACUACCAAAGGAUCUGCAUUGUUGUAUAAUGUCAUGAAUCGUCAUUUACACUGUGAGAUUGAGGCUCAUCGUUCACCAUUGGCUGCAAUGGUUCUUUCUUCUAAUGGAAUGUACAUAGCUACAGCAUCUGAGCAAGGUACCAUAAUCAGAGUUCAUUUGGUGUCAGAUGCAACAAAGCAGUCAUAUAGCUUUAGAAGGGGGACAUACCCGUCUACUAUAUUUUCACUGUCGUUUGGACCAUCGAAGGAGCUUCCAGAUAUUCUUGCAGCCUCAAGUUCUUCUGGUUCUAUUCAUCUUUUCACUCUUGGAUUUGCUUCACAUCCAAGGAGUAUGAGUUCAAGUGGCUUUCUAGGAUCAAUAAUUCCUGGUGCUGUGAGUGGUGUGCUCGAUCCUGCUUAUCAUCACGUACUUCAUGAUGCUGUUCCUGCAGGGGUGAAAAGCUAUGUAGUAAUUCGCAAGGUUGAAAAUUUGACCAACUCCUCAUCAUCUGAACUCCUAGCUUGUAGGGCAAUUUUGUCGGUAAUAACAUAUAACGGAUUCUUCAAGGAAUACAACAUAAGCAUUAAUGCCCGGAAUGAAUUAUCUUGGGCUUUAGGUCGUGAGUUCAAUCUUUUGACUGUGACCUAGGACAAGCAACCGGGAGUGGCAAAACACUGUUUAUAGCGAACCAUCUAUAACUGUAAAGCUUGAGGAAUUGCAUUCUACACUCAAACUUCUAGAACUACCCCUGCUACCAACAUUCAAGUGUUCCUCAGAAAUUCUCAGAGCUCUCAUGGCUUCCAUCAUGAGUGUUACUUGCACGAGUCAGUGAUACAAAAUUCUGUAUAAGUUAUGUGUACAGAGUAAGAACUUCAUUUACUUUUCUCGGACAAUGCAAGGGAAGUACGUUAAAAUUAUAUUUAAUCUGGGUUUCUAAAAGUAUUUAUAAUCUGGUUCUCGUAUGUUAAAUUGGUUUAUCAAGUGGUAAGUGCCUUGGAUAACCCAAAUUAGUACUCAUGAUGAACAUACUGACUAUUUUGGUCAUCCUCGAAAAUGUAAUUAUCAAUGUUUGAAAUAAAUGAUAAGGAAGUAUUUGGAGCCACA